Molecule: messenger RNA, 402 nt
Organism: Cryphonectria parasitica EP155
Lineage: Eukaryota; Fungi; Ascomycota; Sordariomycetes; Diaporthales; Cryphonectriaceae
Exons: 4
Coding region: 1-402 (133 amino acids)
Source: RefSeq, a predicted model, not a curated record
AUGGUUGAAAAGGCUGAAGAGGCCGCCGCGCCGUAUCCUCUCCCCCGCGUGACUAUCAAGUUCUGCACGCAGUGCAAAUGGAUGCUGAGAGCCGCAUACUUCGCCCAAGAGCUCCUCUCGACAUUCUCCACAUCUCUGGGCGAGGUCGCGCUGCAGCCCAGCACGGGCGGAACCUUUGUGGUGGAGAUCUUCCACCAGGUCCCAUCGUCAUCGCCUUCAGCAGCCUCAACCGUGCAGAACCGCAUCCUCUGGGACCGCAAGGCGGACGGUGGGUUCCCUGAGACGAAGGAGCUGAAGCGUAGGGUGAGGGACGUGAUCGAGCCUGGACGUGACUUGGGACACGUUGACAGGCAUGGAGGGACGAAAGGAGCGGCGGCGGAGGCCUGCGAGGACUGUAGCUGA